AUGGAUGAUUUGGAACACCCCUUUCCGCUGUUAGAAGCUGCAAAGAAAGAGCUUAUCAUGCAAUAUAAAGAAAAGGCGGAGUCUAGUCAAGAAUUGGAAUUUUGGCAGAGGAUAGAAGUUGUCAGGGAGAAUUACAAAUCUCCAACAGAUGUUACUUCUGAUGAAGAAAUAACAGUGAGAGAAAAAUCGACUGAAAAUAAGAAAACGGACGAAGACAAAGUAUUAAAAACAACUAUAUGCGUGAAUAUUGAAAAGGAAAAUGGAGCAGGUGAUAAUACAGAUUUAGCAAAGAAUACAUUGAUAUAUCAGAAGAAUGGUUUGAAUUAUUUGCGACACGAGGGAACAGUUAGACCACCGAAAGUAGAAGAGGACGAGAAGAAUCAGGUGGAACAAUUCAUCAGCGGUAUAAUCAAUGAUGCCGUUGAUGAAUACAGCACCGAAUUCUGGAGGGCCUUGGAAGCCAAAAUCCAGGAAAGUACAAUAAAUUGUGGAGAAGAAGAACUGGACACCGAUAUAGAUUCAGAGGAGAAAAACAAAUUUGAAGCAAGAGAGUCUAAAAAGGAAAAGAAAUUAGAAAAAAUUGAAGCCAAUGAGGAAAUGAAACUAAAUUUACAGGAGACCUUAGAGAAAAUGAAACUGCAGACAACAGAAGCAAUUAAGAAAACAAACCUUGAUUCAAAGCAAACAAAAGAGAAAAAGAAUCAGGAAGCAAAGAAAGCAAGAGAGAUAAAGAACCGGAAAGCAAAAGAGUUAAAACAAAAAUUGAAGUUAGAAGCCAAAGAAUCCAAACAGAAAACGAAGCUUGAAGCUAAAGAAUAUAAGGCGAAAAAGAAGCUUGAAGCUAAGGAAUGCAAAGAGAAAAAGAAACUUGAAUAUAGAGAGAAAAGGAAGCUUGAGGCAGAGAUAUCGAAAGAAAAAAAGAUGAACAAAAAGCAGUUAAAAGAAGGAACUUUGAUGCUACAAGAAGCGACAGAAAUAAGAAAAUUAGAAGUCAUGGAUGAUUUGGAACACCCCUUUCCGCUGUUAGAAGCUGCAAAGAAAGAGCUUAUCAUGCAAUAUAAAGAAAAGGCGGAGUCUAGUCAAGAAUUGGAAUUUUGGCAGAGGAUAGAAGUUGUCAGGGAGAAUUACAAAUCUCCAACAGAUGUUACUUCUGAUGAAGAAAUAACAGGUUUGCAUUUAUUUAUUUAUUGA
Molecule: messenger RNA, 1191 nt
Organism: Mytilus californianus (California mussel)
Lineage: Eukaryota; Metazoa; Mollusca; Bivalvia; Mytilida; Mytilidae
Product: translation initiation factor IF-2-like
Exons: 4
Coding region: 1-1191 (396 amino acids)
Source: RefSeq, a predicted model, not a curated record